AUGGCUUCUACAACUAAGCGUGCCGACUUUGAGGCGGUUUUCCCUGCCUUGGCCCGGGACAUCCUCGCCCACGCAAAGCGUUACAACCUCCCCGCCAAUGCGCUUGAGUGGUUCGAGAAAUCCCUCAACGUCAAUGUUCCCGGCGGCAAGCUCAACCGUGGCCUCUCGGUUCCCGAUACCGGUCUUGCUCUUCUGCAGAAGCCCCUGAGCGAUGAGCAGUUCGAGCACCUCAGCAUUUUGGGCUGGUUGACUGAGCUGCUCCAGGCAUUCUUCCUGGUCAGCGAUGACAUUAUGGAUGGCUCCAUCACCCGCCGUGGUCAGCCUUGCUGGUACCGCCAGGACGGUGUCGGCAUGAUCGCCAUCAACGACUCUUUCAUGCUGGAGUCGGGUAUCUACCUUAUUCUCAAGCAGCGCUUCCGCUCUCACCCCGCCUACAUUGACCUCGUUGAGCUCUUCCACGAGACCACCUGGCAGACUGAGCUUGGCCAGCUGUGUGAUCUUAUUACCGCCCCUGAGGAUAACGUCAACCUGGACAACUUCUCCCUCGAGAAGUACAUGUUCAUCGUCACCUACAAGACCGCUUACUACAGCUUCUACCUUCCCGUCGCUCUGGCUCUGAUCUACCUGGAACUCGCUACCGAGGAUAACCUCAAGCAGGCCCACGACAUCCUCAUUCCCUUGGGUCAAUACUUCCAGAUCCAGGACGACUACCUUGACAACUUCGGUGACCCAUCUGUCAUUGGCAAGAUUGGUACUGAUAUCCAGGACAACAAGUGCUCGUGGCUCAUUAACCAGGCCAUCGAGCGUUGCACCCCUGAGCAGCGCCAGCUCCUCGAUGCCUCCUACGGCCGCAAGGACGCUGCUGAGGAGGCCAAGGUCAAGGCCCUCUUCAACGAGCUCCAGCUUGAGAAGGUCUACAAGGAUUACGAGGAGAAGGUUGUCGGUGAGCUGCGCGAGAAGAUCGCCGCUGUCGACGAGUCUAAGGGGUUGAAGAAGGAAGUCUUCGAGUCUUUCCUUGGCAAGAUCUACAAGCGCACCAAAUAA
Messenger RNA from Penicillium bovifimosum, 1044 nucleotides. It is a transcript of the gene erg20, whose product is annotated as bifunctional (2E,6E)-farnesyl diphosphate synthase/dimethylallyltranstransferase. Gene Ontology annotation, biological process: trans, trans-farnesyl diphosphate biosynthetic process. The transcript is spliced from 2 exons. NCBI's taxonomy places the organism in Eukaryota, Fungi, Ascomycota, Eurotiomycetes, Eurotiales, Aspergillaceae. Gene Ontology annotation, molecular function: dimethylallyltranstransferase activity; (2E,6E)-farnesyl diphosphate synthase activity. Bases 1 to 1044 code for a protein of 347 amino acids. The record is from RefSeq and is a predicted model, not a curated record. Gene Ontology annotation, cellular component: cytoplasm.